Molecule: messenger RNA, 3343 nt
Organism: Cylas formicarius (sweet potato weevil)
Lineage: Eukaryota; Metazoa; Arthropoda; Insecta; Coleoptera; Brentidae
Exons: 3
Coding region: 608-1360 (250 amino acids)
Source: RefSeq, a predicted model, not a curated record
CAAAGUCCAGAGUUUUUUCUGGUUAGUAUUGGUUUUGACAAAAUUUUCCAUAAUUUUCGUUUUAAUUACGUUACAGGAGUUAGGAGCUUCUGAAACUCUCCACUUAGAUCACUUGAUUUGAGAUCCUUGGAUUUUCAGUUCCGGAACGAUAAAUUAUAUUAAUAUUGUAGCAUUGUAGCAUUGUAACAUUAUAUAGAUGUAGAGUAAGCUAUCCAUAAUACUGUACAUUAAUAUCAGGUUGUUAUAUUUAAAAAAGACACAUAACAGAAUCCUGCAGCCGUGAGCUACCCUACCAUAAAUAUAAACCAUAUUGUAUAAAUAUUUGUUUAGCUUAAGGUGUCCUUAUUUCCCUUUUCUCUAGUAAUUUGUUGAUGACUAGCUACUUUGUAGUUGAUUUACAUAAAAGACGCUCGUUUGCGGCUCAUUAAUAAUCACUAAGUUAUUAAUUCAAUUUUAUUUUCAUUAAAUAAAUCGAGUGGAUUAUACUACACCUCAACACGCAUCGUUCAGGCUCCGUUAACAAUGGUGCAAGAUAUAAAGCUGUAUUGUUUACUUAAAUUUUUCAUUCUCGCUGCUGCUGCAAAAUCGGUACAUAUUUUAACUAGCCAUGAAAACGCGAAUUUUUCUGCUAAGUUUAAUCUUCAUACACGCGAAGUCCAAUACAGUCAAUACGUUGCCAUCUAUAGAUAAAUGGGACUUCGGAAAUGGUGUGGUUGUAAAAUUUGACGGAAAGAAGAAGCAAGUUCCAAUUAUGGAACGUUUGUCCAUCGAUGUGGCCUUAGGUGAUUAUACUGUGAGUUGGGGCGGGGCGAAAAACAACGACGUUGAGCUUAAAAUUGACGCCAAUGAUAACAACCAGUUCGAAGCCAGACGCAAGGGAGAUCGAGACGGCAAACACAAUAUGUACUCAAUGCUGAUAUCGUUCAAAACGGCAAUGCUUACGACAGUAAUGGUAGCGGCAUUGAAGUUGGUUACGCUGAAAUCUAUAAUCCUGGCAAAAAUGGCAUUGAUGAUUUCGAUCAUAGCCUUGUUGUCCAAAUUAAAAAAUGAACACCACAGGCCCCAUUAUAUCGAGAUAGAGGAACGAGCGCCGGUCCAUUCGUACGGAUAUCAUGAUCAUCGUGGUCACGUGGAUCACGAAGCGUCUUCAUCGAACUUAUAUAACGACGUGAUUUACGCGCCUAGCGCGGCGUCCCAGGGGGCGUCGCAUUACUCGCCGGACGAUCUGAUGAAUAAAACUGCCCUCUAUCCUACUCACGGCCUGCAGAGGCGUCAGAGUAGAGUUUCCGACGAAAACAGGAAGUUUCCGCUCUGGUCUAUCGGGACUAUUAAGAAAAUUUCACCCACGCGUAGAAGAUAGCGUCGUAUUAGUGUACAGUUUCGUAAUAAAUUAUUAUAAUUAACUACGCGUUUUGUUUAUAGGGUUUUUGCUCGUGUAGGGUGUUUCAUAUUUUUUUGUUAUUUAUUAACAUAUUCAGGAUACAACAGGAAUACUGUUCCAGACAGAAUCCAUAUGACCAGUUCAAAAUUCUGCUACAAAAUAAAGUAUUUAAAAUAUUCAUUUUUGAUGAUAUUAAGACUCGGUGAAAAAAUAUCUGCAUUAAUACAGUGUUUGUCAAAUACCAUGGCAUGCUCCUUAGUAAGGGCAGCAAGAAUCUUUACACUACAACUUACGGUAAUUAAUAUAUAAUGUAAUUUAAAGAAUAAAGAAGAUAUUGGAGCUUGAAAUGCUUACAUUGAAAUUGCCAUUGCCAAAACAGGGAAUAAGAUAAGAUAAGCACGCCUGAUUUCUUUAUGCUCGGUUCUUGAGUUAAAGAUUUCCUAACAAAGCAAGCCCUCUAUAGCUUGGAAGGUUUAUUCUGGUGAUGUAGCUUGUCUAGUCCCUGCUUUACAUGAUAUGUUUUCUUUUUACUUUAAUGUAAGAGAAUAUGAAUGUUUGAAUUGAAUAAAAUGAAAAAGGUGGUAUAUUCUGUCUUGUCUGACAGAAAUGAAUUCAUUUCCUAAUAGUAAGUGUAAAAUGGAAAAGAAACGGAGAAGCUAUGUUGAAGUUCGGAUUUAUGAAUCUUUUAUAAACUAUUGGUAAUCUCUUGAAUUUGUGAUCGACUCUAUCGGUCGGAAAACAAUUUAAAGGAUAAUAUUCUCAAGAACUCGUUUUGGACAGAUUGACUUACCAGAUGCAAAUGACAGUUUGCUAUAAGUAAGCCGAUAAUAAAACCCAACAUUCCAUUUGCCUUUUGCAAUUAUUUGGCCAAAAUACUGCCGAAAUGUCUUAUAGCUGUUAAGAAUAAUCCCAAAGUAAUUGACUUUACAAAGUCAGUCCAGUAAUCAUGAUGCUUAACUUUAACGAAUGGUUCCUUGGUAAAUUUUGAGUCAAAAGUUUGAUACAAACAGAUAGAAUGUUGUAUUAUCUCCGCAUAAAAAGAUACACUUACUUUAAUCUUUAUGUUAUUAUUAUUUAUUAUUAUACACAACUUUACAAAGUACAAUACAAUACAAUUGUUAAGUUCUUCAACGUCGUUUUAGCAAUGUUGUUUUUCACUGUGCCAUGAGAGAUAUAAAAAUGUCAGAUGUGAUAUUUUGAGCAGAUAUUUUACCAAUUUGACUACGCUGAAUUUUAAUAUUGGCUUGUUGUUUUAUCAACAUUGAAGACGGUUUGAUUCUGUCCACCCUCUACACAUUAAUUGAUUGGAAUCAUUUUUAUUCCCAUAUUUUAAAAUAGUUUUAAUCGUCAAAUAACAUUAGUUAAGACUACGUUUUUAUUUUGGUUUCAUUUUUUAAAGCAAUAAACAGAUUCUCCGAUCACCUUCGAAUAAAUAUUUUUUAAUCGAGACGUGUGCGAAGUUUAAGUCACUGUUUGUUUAAAAAACUGUAAAAAUUUCUGGUAUAUGUCAAAUAUAUACCGGUACACGAACAGACAGAUCGAAAAUUAGAAACUCAUUUCGGAAAUUUCUGUUGACAAAAUAUACACGUUAAUGAGAAGCAAAAAGUCCCCCAGCGAAAUGGAGAUCUACUUUUACUAAUUUUAUUACUAUGUCUCAUAAUGUUUCUGAGGCUAUCGACGAUGGUUCUCAAUUGGACGUAAUAUAUCUUAAUUUUUUAAAAGCGUUUGAUUGGUUUGAUUUCUGAAGCGGCUAUUAAUUUCUUUUUCAAUUUUAUCUAACCCCACUCAUCGUCAAAGCUUAAUAGUGGGGACAUUAGCAUUGAAGGUUUUGGUUAAUGACGUUGAAGGUGCUGAAUUUUAAUCAAUAAUAAUAAAUUGAUUUGAUUACAUAUCUUUUAGUGUUGUCAUGAUUACUAUUAUUUAUUGACUUUAUUUGAAACUUUAAAUAACUUUCUGGAUUGC